CUGCAGUAUGUGCUGUGGUCGUCUGCAUAUCCUGAUAGCUCAUCUAUAUGCAACUGUGUUGGUAUUGCCAAUUUUUCUGUUUCUUGGGAUAUAAAUGACUGAUUUUGAAAUGGUGUCGUCAGAUUUUACAGCAGAUGAGAAGAUGGAGAUUGAGAGCAUUAAGACGCAUAAGGAAGACCUUCUGGAUGACAUCCAGAAGUUAAAGAUGGAGAUAGACAACGUCAUGGCGGAAAUACUCAGCUUUGAGUCUGCAGAGGAAAACAAGACCCUAGAGAAGAGCAAACGGUUCUCAAAUGGGAAGAAGAAAUUCAACAUGGACCCCAAAAAGGGCAUCAAUUACCUGGUGGAGAAUAAGCUGCUGGAUGGAAGUGCUCAAUCCAUUGCUGAGUUCCUCUACAAGGAGGAGGGACUCAACAAGACAGCCAUUGGAGAAUUUCUUGGAGAAAGGGAGGAGCUCCACCUCCAGACCCUGAAGGCCUUUGUGGAGCUGCACGAGUUCUCCGACCUAAACCUGGUCCAAGCCCUCAGACAGUUCCUGUGGAGUUUCCGUCUGCCUGGAGAAGCCCAGAAGAUCGACCGCAUGAUGGAGGCCUUCGCCACACGCUACUGUGACUGCAACGCUCACGUCUUCCAGUCGACCGACACGUGCUACAUCCUGUCAUUUGCCAUCAUCAUGCUCAACACCAGCCUCCACAACCCCUGUGUGAAGGACAAGACCACUCUAGAGCGUUUCAUCUCCAUGAACAGAGGCAUCAACAACGGAGAGAAUCUACCUGAUGACCUGCUCUCGAAACUGUACGAGAGCAUCCGCAAUGAGCCUUUCAAAAUCCCAGAGGAUGAUGGGAACGACCUGACGCACACCUUCUUCAACCCCGACAGAGAAGGCUGGCUCCUCAAACUCGGAGGUCGGGUUAAGACGUGGAAGAGGCGAUGGUUCAUCCUCACUGACAACUGCCUCUACUACUUUGAGUUCACCACUGAUAAAGAGCCCAGAGGCAUCAUCCCUCUAGAGAACCUCUGUGUGAGAGAAGUGCCAUAUCCUCGCAAACCGUACUGUCUGGACCUGUACAACCCCAACAGUCGAGGGCAGAAGAUCAAAGCGUGCAAAACAGAGACGGACGGCAGAGUGGUGGAGGGGAAGCACCAGUCCUACACCAUCUGUGCUGCCAGCGCAGAAGAGAGAGACUCCUGGAUCGAGGCCAUCAGAGCUAGCAUCACCAAGGAUCCAUUCUACGACUUGGUCUCAGUUCGGAAGAAGAAGGUGAUAAACCAAGCUCCUCAGGACUGAGCUGUCCAGCGCCCCCCUUGAACGUUUAUGGUACUGCUCCACCGUGGGAUUCAGUGCCCCUUUAAGUUGUAUUUAACACCCUGAAACACAACUGAGGGAGGACACUGAAAGCUAGACACUGACAGUGGUUGUUCAGGCUAAAAGAAGGACUUCUCUUUCCACUUCUGUUUUUACAGACUGGACUGCACUGUGUCAAAGGCGAAAACAUUGACUCAUUUUGUUGCUCUCACUGUCAGUCUGACAAGCCACAAAGAAUUUAUUCACAGGACUGAAUCUUUGUCAGAACUUUGUGGCCUAGAUAUUUGUGUUUUUCUGUUUACCGAGUUUUAAAGAAGUCGCUGUGUAUGUAUGCACUUUCUAAUAUCUUUUGCCCAAGUGGCAACCUCCAGGGCUGAAAAAUAAAGGCAGACAAAUCCCAUAGACCCCCAUAUUAAAAUGCCUCUGCAGAGGACAUAAACAUGUUUACAGCCUGGUACAAAAUGAGGGUUUUGCUCUCUAUACCUGAUUUCCUGUUACAGGGGUUGAAAUUGAACUCACUUGUUUAUAUUAAGGCUUGUGCAUAAUUAUGGGCAUGGCCACUUUGAUGGUCAACUAGCCGCUCGGUUCCAGCAACCAGGCUCUAGUUGCCUCAGCCCAUCCUAUUGCCCAUUUUUGGAUUAGCCAAGAGUUUAGCACUGCCAGGAUGGCGAUGGCCGGAGCCACUGUCACUGAGCUUCUUAAUGGCUCUUCAGAAACUGGGUGAUGUCAUAGAGUCUAUUGUUUUAUGCAGUCUAUGCUUUUGCCAAGAGAAGCUGAUUUUUGCUUGAUGUCUGUCUGCUCUACAAGACGUAGUCGUGGUAGCAUCAGGAUGACAAAUUAAGCAUGCAAAGUCCCGGCAGUUCUAUGUACUGCAUGCUAUAAAGAAGGCGAGAUGUUUGACAGCUUUCUUACAGUUAGGCUCAAAAAUUGACAUUUACAAGUAAAGUAAUAAUAAGCAGCUUUGCUUCUGUGCUCUACACCAUACAGUUACAGCAACGUGUCAUCUGACGACUGCUUAUGCUUUCUUUUGUAAAUAUAGAUAUAUUUUUAAGUAUUUUGGGGAAUCCAUUUUUUGUUGUUGUUGUUGUUGUUGUUGCAAAAUUUCAAGUACUUUAUAGAGAGACACUGAACGCGUGUUCUCGUCAGACCAAGCCUGCAUCUGUUUAGAUUUCACCUACUUUAUUAGCACCAUGCAAUAAGUGCAAUAUGCAUUUUGUCUUUGAUUUAAUCGGAAUGUGCAGACUGCAAGCCUGUAAACUUUUAGCACUGGGAGUAUUGUAGUUGUUAUGUUCUCACGAAUUAAUUAUUUAAUUAAAAAAAGUGUUUCAGGUA
Messenger RNA from Chelmon rostratus (copperband butterflyfish), 2638 nucleotides. It is a transcript of the gene cyth4b, whose product is annotated as cytohesin 4b. The record is from RefSeq and is a predicted model, not a curated record. The coding region runs from base 95 to 1288 and encodes 397 amino acids. The transcript is spliced from 13 exons. Gene Ontology annotation, molecular function: guanyl-nucleotide exchange factor activity. Gene Ontology annotation, biological process: regulation of ARF protein signal transduction. NCBI's taxonomy places the organism in Eukaryota, Metazoa, Chordata, Actinopteri, Chaetodontiformes, Chaetodontidae.